UGGUUCGUGUGACAGAAGACGCAAAAAGAACAAAAACAGCAGAAGUAAAAGCAGCGCAGUUUGCUGAAAACGAAUAAAUUUCGGGCUAAAAACUUGGACUAAAUCGCAUUUAUUUCUAAAGUUUAGUUUAUUUCGGCGACGCGUAGUGGAAUUUUGCGAGUGCUGAACCCACAAACCCCCGUUUUCUCAGGAAGAAAUUUGACGCGCAGUGUGUUCUCUCCUUGGUGGAGGCAUUUAUUUUGGUGUUAUUUUAGGAAGGAUUCCGGUAGCUAGUGCGUAGUGCAAAAUCAGUUCCAGGGAGCAAAUCUAGUGCGAAAAAUCACGAGUGUGUUCAUAAAAUUUGAUAGAGUUUGAGAGUCUCCUCCUGGCAGCAAGUGGCGGAGGACCAGGUCAGCGGGGAAGGUACGAAAAAAAAUCAGAAGGAAGAAUCCUUCAGCAGAACAAGAAGAGUGAGAGGAAAAGGAAGGGAGAAGCAGGAAGAACCUCGUUGAUCCGACGACCAAAACACGCAGGAAAAGAAGGAGCAGACAACACACGCCGCCACACCAAAAUGGCUGGUGUUUUCGAUUUGGAGCUGGACAUCCGCGACAUCCGUGACUCAGACGACGAUGAUGUGAUCGAGGUCGAUGAUGUCGAUCUGGAGCCGGAGCUACACAUCCACAGCAACCUGGACGCGGACGGGUCCGAGACGAUCCCCCUCUCGGAGGACAUUGUCAACCCGGGCCGGAUAAAGCUGGGCCCGCAGGACUUUGAGCUGAAGAAGGUGCUCGGAAAGGGCGGCUACGGCAAAGUCUUCCAAGUCAGAAAAACAACCGGUGCCGACGCCAACGCCUACUUCGCCAUGAAGGUGCUGAAGAAGGCUUCGAUAGUUAGGAAUCAAAAAGACACAGCCCACACACGUGCGGAGCGAAACAUCCUGGAAGCCGUGCGGCAUCCAUUUAUAGUUGAAUUAGUGUACGCCUUCCAGACAGGCGGAAAAUUGUAUUUAAUCCUAGAGUAUCUCAGCGGCGGCGAGCUGUUUAUGCAUUUAGAGCGCGAAGGAAUCUUCCUGGAGGACACCACAUGCUUUUACCUGUGCGAGAUCAUUCUGGCGCUGGAGCACCUGCACAACCUCGGUAUCAUCUACCGGGAUCUGAAGCCGGAGAACGUGCUGCUGGACGCGCAGGGCCACGUCAAGCUGACCGACUUUGGCCUGUGCAAGGAGCACAUCCAGGAGGGCAUCGUGACGCACACCUUCUGCGGCACCAUUGAGUACAUGGCACCAGAAAUCCUAACCAGAAGUGGCCACGGCAAAGCCGUCGAUUGGUGGUCUUUAGGGGCCCUCAUGUUUGACAUGUUAACAGGAAUGCCUCCCUUCACGGCGGACAACCGCAAAAACACCAUCGAUGCCAUCCUCAAGGGAAAGCUCAACAUCCCGGCGUAUCUGGCGACGGACUCGCGCGAUCUGAUCCGCCGGCUCAUGAAGCGCCAGGUUUCGCAGCGACUCGGCAGUAGUCCGACGGAUGGACAGGCCGUCCGGGCGCACUCCUUCUUCAAGAACGUCAACUGGGACGACGUGCUGGCGAGACGGCUGGAUCCGCCGAUUAAGCCAAUUUUGCGAAGUGAAGACGACGUCUCCCAGUUCGAUACCAAAUUCACCAAACAGAUACCGGUAGAUUCGCCCGACGACUCGACACUCAGUGAAAGUGCCAACUUAAUCUUUCAGGGAUUCACCUACGUCGCCCCGUCGGUCCUCGAGGAGAUGCAACAGCCGCGCGUCGUGACGGCCCGCUCGCCCCGCCGGAUGCCCCGCCAUCACCACCACCACCAUCACGGAGGCAACCACAGCGGCAACAGUGGCGGCGCCGGCCACAGCCACAGCAUACACAACCACCGGAUGGGCGGAAUCAGCAUCGAAAACGGCGGCAUCACGCUCGCCGACGAACAGAUGCUGAGCAUGCCCCGGUCACAAACGCUGGCCGCCGGAGCGCCCCACACCAGCAACCACCAUCUCCACCAUCAGCAGCAGCAGCAGCACCAGCAGCAGCAAAAUCACCAUCAUACGCAAGCGCCGUCGGCGAUACGAACGCAGCAGUUUGCGGGUGCGACGGGGGCGUCGGCCGUGGCCGGGCCAGCCAACUCGCGGCACACGCCGGCCCACCUGCAGCCGUUUGCGCCGCGGCCAUCCCCUCAGGACGAAAUGAUGGAAGUGUACCCGGAGCUGCCGAUUUCAUAGCCAAGAAUGGAAUACAACAACAAUUUUAGAAGAUUUAUAAUAUAACAAAAUACCAGUAGCAUAAAGCGAGAGAGAGAGAGAGAAGAGAACCCCUUCCCCCAUCCCCCGUGUUAUGAGUAUGAAAAGUAUGAACCCCAAUCAACCAACAAACAACAUUUUUUACAACCAACUCGGGAGAAUGCCCUGACACACAACACGCAGCAGCAGCCGAAAUCAGCAUCGAUAGAGCAAUAGCGAAUUAAAAAGUGAAGCAGCGAGUGUGUAUUGGAACACACAGAAGGUGGACCGCGGACAGGCAAUAUUUUACGUGAUUGACCAUUAUUGAAAGAAGAGGAGAAGGAGGAGAGAGGGAAGUACGUUGUCACACGGAAAGAAAAAAAAAAUGCUGUUUCUGAAAUUUAAUGAUUAGAGUAUUGCGAGGUUCGCGUUUAAAGUGAAAGGUGGGAAAACAUGAGAAAUGUAUAAAUUUUUGGUGUGAAAGUAGGCGAUGACGAUGAUGAUGUGUGAAUAAUAAAAAGCGUUUGAAAAAAAAAGUA
Molecule: messenger RNA, 2751 nt
Organism: Culex quinquefasciatus (southern house mosquito)
Lineage: Eukaryota; Metazoa; Arthropoda; Insecta; Diptera; Culicidae
Gene: S6k
Product: ribosomal protein S6 kinase beta-2
Exons: 11
Coding region: 551-2215 (554 amino acids)
Biological process (GO): signal transduction; protein phosphorylation
Molecular function (GO): protein serine/threonine kinase activity; ATP binding
Source: RefSeq, a predicted model, not a curated record